This is a messenger RNA of Pecten maximus, 1144 nucleotides long. Its product is annotated as vitamin K-dependent gamma-carboxylase-like. The record is from RefSeq and is a predicted model, not a curated record. Gene Ontology annotation, biological process: peptidyl-glutamic acid carboxylation. The annotation marks the transcript as partial. Lineage: Eukaryota; Metazoa; Mollusca; Bivalvia; Pectinida; Pectinidae. Gene Ontology annotation, molecular function: vitamin binding; gamma-glutamyl carboxylase activity. The transcript has 9 exons.
AACAGGUCACUGGAUGGACUGUUAAGGCCUGAGUUAAGGAACUGCCAUGUUCCUCUGUGGAACUACACCCUACUCAGGUGUCAGAUAUUCCUGGUAUAUUUUAUUGCUGGGCUUAAGAAGUUAGACAUGGACUGGGUGACAGGGUACUCCAUGCAGAACCUCUCCAGUCGAUGGGUGUUUGAUCCUUUCAGAUUGCUGCUGUCAGAUGAUCAAAUUGAUUUGUAUGUGGUUCACAUUGGCGGACUGCUGCUUGAUAUGUUCCUCGGUUUCUUCCUGUUCCUCGACAAGACAAGACCAGCAGCUCUUUUUUUUGGCUCUUCUUUCCAUUUCAUGAACUCCCAGAUGUUUAAUAUAGGUAUGUUUUCCUACAUGAUGUUGGCCACCUUGCCUUUAUUUUGCUCUCCUGACUGGCCAAGGAAAGUUCUUCAAAGGAUUCCCUUGCCAUGUGGUCUCAAUACACCACAGCAACUACAGUCUAACGUGCACUGUGUGUACCCUAGAAAAUCACCAAAAUCUCACAAAGAGCAGGGUUCAAGGAUCCACCAUCAACUGUUCUCCGGUGUCACCGUCAUCUACCUUAUAACACAGAUGUUUCUACCGUACUCCCACUGUAUAACCAAGGGUUACAACUCGUGGACUAACGGCCUGUAUGGGUAUUCCUGGGACAUGAUGGUACACUCAUGGAACACUCAACAUGUACGCAUUACCUACCGCGACCUGGACACUGGAGAGCAAGGCUACCUGGAUCCGCAUGCGUGGGCUCCAAGCCAGAGUAACCGCUGGUCAAGUCAUGCUGAUAUGGUCAAACAAUACACAAUAUGUAUAGCUGAUCGAUUGACAGAGUACAACAUCACCAAUGUAGAAUUGUAUAUGGAUGUGUGGAGGUCCCUCAAUGACCGCUUCCAACAAAGGCUGUAUGAUCCCAAUGUAAACCUACUUACCACUCAGUGGGGAGCGUUCUCCGAGGUAUCCUUCAGCUUUCCCUUACUGAGUGACCUGUCGGACUGGAGACGGAAGCUGUCCGAGAUACAGGCAGAACUUUACAGUUUAUCAAACUACACAGAUGUCGUAUUUGUGGCAGACUUUCCAGGACUGACACUGGAAAACUAUAUACAGCCUGAUCUAGGAAAUACCAGCAUCACGG